Messenger RNA from Rhodamnia argentea, 2472 nucleotides. RefSeq names its product cycloartenol synthase 2-like. NCBI's taxonomy places the organism in Eukaryota, Viridiplantae, Streptophyta, Magnoliopsida, Myrtales, Myrtaceae. The coding region runs from base 5 to 2290 and encodes 761 amino acids. Gene Ontology annotation, cellular component: lipid droplet. Gene Ontology annotation, biological process: triterpenoid biosynthetic process. The record is from RefSeq and is a predicted model, not a curated record. The transcript has 18 exons. Gene Ontology annotation, molecular function: intramolecular transferase activity.
GGAAAUGUGGAAGCUCAAGUUGUCAAACGGAGAUGACUUGGAAGUGAGAAGCAUGUAUGACAGCCUUGGGAGACAAUACUGGGAGUAUGAAUCAAACGCAGGGACACCAGAUGAGUUGGCCAUGAUCGAAAGGAUGCGCCAAGCAUUCACUCAAAACCGGCAUCGCGUGAAGCAAAGUUCUGAUCUCCUUAUGAGGCUUCAGGUAAGACUAUCAGUCAAUGACUCUACCAUAGGGAAGGCGAGGGUGGACGAAGAAGAAGACAUAAGCGAGAAAGCAGUGGUGAAUACAUUGAAGAGGGCCAUCAGGUUUUAUUCAUCUCUCCAAGCUGAGGAUGGCCAUUGGGCCGGUGAUUAUGGCGGUCCAUUGUUUCUCCUCCCAGGCUUGGUUAUUGGCCUCUAUGUUACGGGAGAUCUGCACUCAGUUCUGUCGUCAGAACACCGUAAAGAAAUGACACGAUAUCUAUAUAACCAUCAGAACGAGGAUGGAGGGUGGGGAAUACACAUCGAAGGGGAAAGCACCAUGUUCGGGACAGGGCUCUCUUAUGUCACUCUCAGAUUGCUCGGAGAGGACGCCAACGGCGGCGAUGGCGCCGCCAUGGACAGAGCGAGAGCUUGGAUACUCGAUCGUGGUGGAGUCACUUCCAUUCCCUCCUGGGGAAAGCUGUGGCUUUCGGUGCUGGGAGUCUACGAUUGGAGUGGCAACAAUCCCCUGCCUCCUGAAAUGUGGCUGCUUCCUUACAUUCUUCCUAUUCAUCCAGGACGCAUGUGGUGUCAUUGUCGGAUGGUGUAUUUGCCUAUGUCUUACUUGUAUGGGAAGAGAUUCGUGGCUCCAUUAAGUCCGCUUGUUUUAUCCCUUCGAAAGGAGCUCCAUGUGCAACCUUACCAUCAGAUAUACUGGGACAACACUAGAAAUUUAUGUGCUAAGGAAGAUUUGUACUAUCCUCAUCCUUGGAUUCAAGACAUGUUUUGGAGUAGUUUGAACAAGGUUGUGGAACCGCUUCUAGCACGGUGGCCUUUCUCUAAGCUAAGACAGGCUGCUCUAAGUACUGUUAUGGAGCACAUCCACUAUGAAGAUGAAACUAGUCACUACAUCUGCAUUGGUCCUGUUAACAAGGUGUUAAACAUGGUGUGCUGUUAUAUAGAGAACCCAAAUUCGAAAGCAUACAAGCAUCAUCUCUCCAGAAUCAAAGAUUAUUUAUGGCUGGCUGAAGAUGGAAUGAAAAUGCAGGGAUACAAUGGCUCUCAACUGUGGGAUGUUGCAUUUUCCACUCAAGCUCUCCUUGCUACCAAUCUUGUUGCUGAAUGUGGCUCGACCCUUAAGAAGGCACAUCAAUUUAUCAAGAACUCUCAAAUCAGAGCCGACAGCAGCGGAGAUCUUGCCUACUGGUACCGUCACAUAGGCAAGGGAGGUUGGCCCUUCUCUACUCCUGAACAUGGCUGGAUCAUAUCCGACUGCACUGCAGAAGCACUUAAAGCUGCAUUAUUAUUGUCAGAAAUGCAUCCCAGCAUUGUGGGAAAUGCGAUAGCAGUUGAUCAACUAUAUGAUGCUGUUAACGUGCUCUUAUCCCUACAGAACCAAAAUGGAGGAUUUGCAACAUAUGAGCAGACAAGAUCAUAUCCAUGGUUAGAGACGAUCAAUCCAUCAGAAACAUUUGGAGAUAUCGUCAUUGAUUAUCCGUAUGUGGAGUGCACUUCUGCAGCAAUCCAAGGUCUUAAGGCCUUCAUUAAGUUAUAUCCACGCCACCGAAUGAAAGAAAUCGAGGCCUGCAUUCUAAAGGCUAUUGAAUACAUUGAAAGCAUACAGCUACCAGAUGGUUCUUGGUAUGGAUCUUGGGGAGUCUGUUACACCUAUGGAACGUGGUUCGGCAUAAAUGGAUUGGUUGCUGGAGGUAGAACAUACCAGAGUAGCGAAAGCAUAAGAAGAGCAUGCGCUUUCCUACUUUCCAAACAACUUGAUUCGGGUGGUUGGGGAGAGAGUUACCUCUCAUCGCAGGACAAGAGUUAUACAAACUUGGAAGGAAACAGAAUGCACAUGGUGAAUACUAGUUGGGCUAUGUUGGCUCUUAUUGAAUGUGGACAGGGUGCGAGAGAUCCAAACCCUUUGCAUCGUGCAGCAAAAGAGUUGAUUAAUUCGCAGAUGGAGAAUGGCGAUUUCCCACAGCAGGAGAUCAUAGGAGUUUUUAACAGGAACUGCAUGAUAACAUAUGCUGCUUACAGGAACAUUUUUCCUAUAUGGGCUCUGGGGAAGUACUACAAUUGUGUACUGAGACCUUCCAAAAAUGUCCACUGAUUUUGAGACAACAAGGCAAUUGUUCAGAUGACUGAACGCAAUAUAUCUUUGUUGUGCUUGGAGAAUUAAAGAAAAUUACGUCAAUAAAACCAAGCAUGUCCUAUUCAUGUUAACAUCUGGCCAGGGCCCUUGUUAAUGGUAUUGCAAUAUACAGAAAAACACCAGUAAAACAUUCUCUGUCA